AUGUCAUUAGACGUGAAGUGCACUGCGCCGAAUGGUCGCUCUUGGAUCCAGCCCACGGGGCUAUUCAUCAAUAACCAAUGGGUGAAGUCCUCAGAGGGUGACAAGAUCGCCAGCAUUAACCCAGCAACUGCUCAGGAAAUCGUUUCUGUUCAAGCUGGCUCCGCUAAGGAUAUCGACACCGCAGUGAAGGCUGCACGCGCAGCGCUGAACCACCCCAGCUGGAGGGACUUGCCGGGCCUAGACCGUGGCAAGAUGAUGAACCGCCUGGCCCAACUGAUUGAAGAUAACAAAGAGACCCUGGCUACUAUCGAAACUUGCGACAAUGGAAAACCAUAUCUGGUGUCGCUGAACGAUGACAUGACCGAAACCAGCGAGACUAUUCGAUACUAUAGCGGAUACGCCGACAAGGUGUUCGGACAAGUCAUUGACACCACCCCGGACAAGUUUGCCUAUACUGUGCGGCAGCCAGUGGGGGUAUGUGGCCAGAUUAUCCCGUGGAACUUUCCCCUUUCCAUGGCGGCAUGGAAGCUCGGCCCUGCUCUUGCGUGCGGCAAUACCGUGGUGUUGAAGCCAGCUGAGCAGACUCCUCUCUCCAUCCUUUUCCUUGCCAACCUGAUCGUGGAAGCGGGCUUCCCUCCUGGUGUGGUGAAUAUUGUCAAUGGCCACGGUGCAGUUGCCGGGGCCGCCCUCGCUUCUCACAUGGAUGUCGACAAGAUUGCCUUUACUGGAAGCACGGCCACGGCAAAGCAGAUUAUGAAGAUGGCGAGCAACAACUUGAAGAACAUUACCCUGGAGACCGGCGGGAAGAGCCCUCUCGUGGUCUUCAAUGAUGCCGACCUGGAACAGGCCGUGGAGUGGGCGCACAUCGGCAUCAUGUACAACCAAGGUCAAAUCUGCACCGCUACCUCGCGGAUUCUUGUCCAAGACGAGAUUUACGACAAGUUCGUCGCCGCAUUCAAAACGCAGAUCAAGAACGUUUCGAAAGUUGGCGAUCCAUUCGACGAGAGCACUUUCCAGGGUCCUCAGGUGACCCAGGCUCAGUACGACCGCAUCAUGUCUUACGUCGACAUUGGCCAGUCUGAGAAGGCCACCUUGUCAUAUGGUGGCAAGCCGUUCAAAGGUGUGGGAGACGGCAAAGGCUUCUUUAUUGAGCCCACCGUUUUCACCAAUGUGACUCCGAAGAUGCGUAUCUACCAGGAGGAAGUUUUCGGUCCGUUCGCCGUUAUUGCUCGAUUCAGCACCGAAGAGCAAGCUGUGCAGAUGGCCAACGACAGUACCUACGGACUUGGAAGUGCCAUCUUCACCACCAACUUGACCCGCGCUCACCGCGUCGCCAAGCAGAUUGAAGCUGGCAUGGUCUGGAUCAACUCCAGCAACGACAGCGACUGGCGCAUUCCUUUCGGUGGUGUAAAGCAGAGUGGUAUUGGCCGAGAGCUAGGGGAGGCCGGUCUCGAGGCUUAUUCCAGCAUCAAGGCGGUUCAUGUGAACAUGAAGUCCAAGCUCUAG
This is a messenger RNA of Penicillium chermesinum, 1506 nucleotides long. RefSeq lists its product as uncharacterized. NCBI's taxonomy places the organism in Eukaryota, Fungi, Ascomycota, Eurotiomycetes, Eurotiales, Aspergillaceae. The transcript has 3 exons. The record is from RefSeq and is a predicted model, not a curated record. Bases 1 to 1506 code for a protein of 501 amino acids. Gene Ontology annotation, molecular function: oxidoreductase activity, acting on the aldehyde or oxo group of donors, NAD or NADP as acceptor.